AUGGACAAGCAUCAGACUCCACCAGCCAACGGCCUCGGGCCGCGCCAUGACGCCUCAUCACGCAUACAAAAACAAGAGUCCCCUGCCGACAGGAUGGCUGCUCUCAAGGCACGUGUGGCUGCUGCCAUUGAUGGUAGCAAAGCCAAAGGAGGUCUCAAUGUAGGGCUCCAUCCGGCCCUGGAAGACUUGGGCCAGUGGAGGCCAUCCCCUUCUACUUCAGCCGACCAAAAACCAGGGGCUGGCCCGCCCUCACGGCUUCACUCAGAACAAGGGAAGCUCCCAGCCAACAAGAAAAACCCUACCCCAAGAAGUGCGCAAACUGGAGGCUCUGGGGUAAACCCCUACUUGCCUCCCGCCGAUUCGACCACCCCGGCCGGUAAGCAGAGGGUCCCCCGUCAGCUCCUCUUCAACCAAAAGGGAAAAUACAUACAGCAGGCGAAUGCCCUCCGAAGGCAAGCCGCCCUCGAAGCAAUGAAAAAGAGAAUCGCAGAGCAGACAAGGAAGGCAGGCAUAGACGAGGAUCUCGGCGAGAAGAAUUUUGUGGUAGAAGCGCCCCCAGAAAUCGAAUGGUGGGACGAGGCGCUGGUUCCCUCGUAUGACGCCCUAGACGACCCCUUCUCCAUCAAACUCGGCAGCGAGGACAGCAUUGUGACAAACUUGAUUCAGCAUCCUGUGGCGCUGGAACCCCCCCAGGAGAAAAACACACCGGCACCGAAGCCCAUGUACCUCACGUCCAAGGAACAAGCCAAACUCCGGAGGCAGCGCAGGAUGGCGGAGCUCAAGGAAGAGCAGGCAAAGAUCAGACUGGGUCUCGUCCCCGCCCCUCCCCCAAAGGUCAAGAAGGGCAAUCUCAUGCGUGUUUUGGGCGAGGAGGCUGUCAAGGAUCCAACCGCCGUCGAGGCCAUGGUGAACCAGCAGAUUGCCGAGAGACACCAAAAGCACCUGCAGACCAACGAGGAGCGAAAGUUAACCAAGGAACAACAACACGAGAAACUUGCAUCAAACCAAGAACAGGAUGCAGCCAAAGGCCUCCACGUUCUGGUCUUCAAGGUUGGGAGCUUGGCCAACGGCCAACAUCGCUUCAAGAUCCACAAGAAUGCCGAGCAGUUGGCCCUCACGGGAGUCUGCAUCAUGCACCCAAAAUUCAACCUGGUCGUGGUAGAGGGCGGCCAGUGGAGCAUCAACAAAUAUAAGAAGCUCAUGUGCAACCGUAUUGACUGGACCGAGAACGCCCCAUCUCGGGAUGUCCAGCCAGCACAACAGAAGCAGUGGCUCGUGGCCGAAGAUGAGAGUGGCGCUCUCAGGGAUAUGACCCUCAAUUAUUGCAAACUUGUCUUUGAAGGCGAGGUCAAAACAAGGGCUUUCAAGCGCUGGACUUCAAAGGUGGCUGAGACGGAUGGCGAAGCGCGUGAUAUUCUUGCCCGGUCGAAGAUGGAGAACUUCUGGUCACAGGCAAGAAGUAUGGCCUGA
This is a messenger RNA of Diaporthe batatas, 1470 nucleotides long. Its product is annotated as U4/U6-U5 snRNP complex subunit PRP3. The record is from RefSeq and is a predicted model, not a curated record. The transcript has a single exon. Lineage: Eukaryota; Fungi; Ascomycota; Sordariomycetes; Diaporthales; Diaporthaceae. The coding region runs from base 1 to 1470 and encodes 489 amino acids. Gene Ontology annotation, cellular component: U4/U6 x U5 tri-snRNP complex. Gene Ontology annotation, biological process: mRNA splicing, via spliceosome.